Molecule: messenger RNA, 2666 nt
Organism: Haliotis rubra (blacklip abalone)
Lineage: Eukaryota; Metazoa; Mollusca; Gastropoda; Lepetellida; Haliotidae
Exons: 2
Coding region: 190-924 (244 amino acids)
Source: RefSeq, a predicted model, not a curated record
GACAGUCUGGCAUUGCCCUGCUCCACUGCGGGUCUAGCCUGCAGGAAUAGUGACCAGACUUCCGGAAUAUGCAAUAACUACAGAAUAAGAUUCUUCUGUAAACCACUAAACAGGGUCCACACGGAAGGAGACACGACACAAGACGAGGACGAGGAAGGGAAUGGUACAAGACGUGUCCCCCGAUUUGACAUGCGCAUUUACAUCAUCCUCGCGGCUAUUCCGGUCGUCAUCUUUCUGUUCUGUAUUUGCUGGUCGUGCACCUUCGAGAAGCGACGUCGCCGGAACAGACGCUCUACGCGUGCGCGACGUCAAGCUCAAGACGAGGAGGCGGUUCACCCGGAAGUGUUUCUUCCUCCGCCGAGCUACCAGGAACUAUUUGGCUUGCAUGGAGGGCCUUUCGUGUUAUCUCGACAUUAUUCUUUGUGCAGAAAGUGCAAAUCUUCCCAAUGUGGCAUUUUUAGGGACAGACAUUUGACAAAUCUUGACUCUGAAACCUCUAACGAAUCUCUUUCAACUUCAUCUGAACAUGAGCCGGACGUCAUGAUAACAUCAGAAACCACGUCUUCAUCCGCGGGGUCUCCGUCCUCUUCGAGAUCGAACUCGAUCAAUGAAAGCAAUUCUUCCGAAAGCAGUGCCUCCACAACGAACACAGACGCCGAGGCACCGAACUCUCAAACGGUCCAGCCUGCUCAGUGUGACUGCCCUUGCCAUAAACAAGCAACUGGACUCAGUGUUUAUGACAAUCCCGCAUAUGAACCGGAAGUAGAGAUACAAAAUGGCCGGUCAUCACGGAUAUCGGGGAUGCAUUUGCCUGUAUUUUCUUUAUUCAGGUCCACAUCUGCUUCCUCCGUGGAAGAAGCCCCACCUCCAAAUUACAAGGAGGCUUUGAAAAUAUUGAAACUGAACAAAACAUUCUCUCGUUGAAACACUGUUGUUUGUUCGUCAGAAACACAUGCGGGCAUUUCCAGCUAUCUCGUAUAGAUAGGUCCUUGAAAUAUGAAAACCCCAGCUGAUCACGUGACUACUCGUCAAAGUUACAUCCUUCCGUGAAAUCCUACACCAAGGGGAGAUAACUAUUUAUGUAGAUAGAUGACUGAGUAAUAUUAUAAUGUUGAACUGUAUUCGUGUAUCUGUUAUAUCUUUGAUAUUAUGUUUGUGUAAUGAGAGUUGCUCAAGUUAGUGUACACUGUGAACUUCAACCAGACAAUCCUUCACGGAUCACCCUUUAUACAGUAUCACCUCUCAUUAUCAGUUCAUGUGUGGGGCAUGGGUAGAUAGUUUCCCAAGUAUACAUGUAUAUCGCUCUUUACUGUUGUCAGCUGUGAAGGAAACUCCUAGUUCGUGGGUCGAUGCUGGCAUUGGGUUUGCCUGUCCCAGAUGAACAUUACCUUUGAAGGCGUUGUGCUUCCACUACGACGAUGUAGAGCUAGCGGUGUAUAUCCCAGAGAUUGGUCUGCGGAUUAAAACUCAAACCGGAAUCAUACCUAUAUAUGUUUGACCCAAGGGAAUGUCCACUUUGUAGAGCCGUGAUGUUCAACUGACACUGCUACACGAACUUAACUGUGUACUUUGAACUUUGAACUUUGUACCUAGACUGAAUUACAUGCGAGGCCAGUAAGACACGGAAGGAAGAUCCUGUGUGACCCGUGACAAAGCAACGUGUAUCUUGUUCUUCUGCUGCUGGGAAGUAUGUUGUUACGAGAUAUGAUGACGUGAUGCUGUGACGUCAAAUGGAGUUUCUCCCUUCGCCCCGGAGUCACUACACCAGGGGAGAUACCCUGUAUCAUCCAAUGUCAGCAUGUUUGUUUCUCUGAGAAACUGACUUGGAUCUGUUACUCAAAGUAGAGGCAAUCAAAACCACGAAACUGUGUAUUCCCUGCGGAAACCGUGAUUACCAUACUAAUAACAACAGUAAUAACGGAAUGUGUUAGUUUGCUGUUGACGUCAUGGACAGCAUAUAUUAUGACGUCCUUGUUUAAUAAAAUAAACCAAAUACUGAAUGGAUAUUGUGUCGUAUAUAUGUUGUAGUAGCAAUGUACAUGAUCCAUUCUGGGUCCGACAUAACUGCUUGACAUCGUCAGCAUCAAUCUCAGCACUCGGGACGUGAAUCAAGCAGAUAUCAAGCAGAAACAUAGACUGAGUUAACCAGGAUUCGAACCCGGAACCACAGGUUAACGUGACAAUGUAUAAGACUCAAGGAAUGCUAAAGGGGGCGUUCAGAUGAUAUCAACAAGUCGUUCAACAAAUAAAGCUUCAAGUAUCUCAGAACACGAUGAUUGGGUAACUCUUGUUGGUCAUCUGGGUCUUGUCUUGUCCGUCGUAGACUGUUUUGCACUAGGGUAAAUAUAAGGUGCAAUGUGCAACUACAUUAUCUCCCUUAUUUCGCCAGGAUCAGCCGCGGCUCACACGUUUUACUGCAAUCACAUAAGUAAACUGUUGGUGCAGAAUUUUCUCCAGCAGUAACUGGAAAACUGAUGAAAGUGAUAAAACCCAAUAAACUCAAUUUCAAUUCACUCAUAUUGACCUAUGGAUAUAGAAUAUAUGACACCUACAUAUGUGGCUGUCCAUAUUGUCGAAUACUUUCAUACUUUCAAGGACAGGUCAGAAAUAUCCAAAUGGUAUGGAAUCCCAGAAGGGACAUUGUCGAGUUGUCAUUGCAAAACAAU